CUCAUCUCCCCCAUAUCCCUUUCGCCCAGCUAGUACGUCUUUUCUCUGCCAUCUUGCUGCACAGGACUGCAAUUUCUGUCUUCGAUUUGUCCCACCACGAUGCCUGCUACAUCCCCCAAGCCGCCGCCCUUCGACCCGGAGCUAACACCUUUUUUCGCGGCUGUGCCUCCUGCCGACAUCCCACCAGAGGCAAUCCCAGAGCUACGCAGGAUCCAAAACGAGGCUGCGACUUUGCAGCUGGCGCUCAAAGAUCAGCCUUUCCACCACCACGAGCGCCACGUCGACGGCCCUCAUGGAAGCGUCCCCGUCUCCAUCUUUGUCCCCAAGUCGGCCCCGUCAGGCAGCACGCGUCGGCCAGCCAUCUUCUUCAUCCACAGCGGCGGCAUGAUCUGUGGCAAUCGCUUCACUUUUGUUCAGGACUCGCUACGCUGGGCGGCAGUCACCAAUGCUCUUCUUAUCACGGUCGAAUAUCGCCAGUCUCCUGAGCACCCGUUUCCCGUUCCGCACGACGACUGCUGGGCCGCUCUCAAGUGGGUAAGCCAGAAUGCGUCCUCCCUCGGCUUCGACCCGGCCCGGCUGCUCGUCGCGGGCCAGUCCGCAGGUGGCAACCUUGCAGCCACGAUGGCUUUGAGGGCGCGGGAUGAGCAAGAAAGCGCGGUCCAGCUGGCCGGCCUGCUCAUCGAUGCGGGUAUGCUCGACGACCGCAUGACGACAUCAUCGAUGGCUGAGGCUGAGAUGAAGGGCACCUGGACGCGAGGAUCCAACAUCACUGCGUGGAACGCCUAUCUCGACGGCAGUAGCACCACACCGAGCAGACGCGGCACGAAAAACGUGAGCCAGUACGCCGCCCCUGCGCGAGCAACGGACUUAUCCAAGCUCCCUCCUACUUUCGUUGGUGUCGGGUCUGCCGAGGCUUUCCGCGAUGAGAACGUCGAGUUUGCGAGCAGGAUGUAUGCUGCGGGAGGGGUUGUGGAACUACAUGUCUGGCCAGGAGGCUACCACUGCUUUGACCAACUGUUGCCCAACGCAGAGGUGUCGAAGCGGUCAUUGGCGGCGAAGACGGCGUGGGUUGAAAAGUUGUUUGCGCAGGAGGCUGCAGCGGUACAAGCGAAGCUGUGACCUGAUGCGAUACAUGUAAAGUAGCUUUUGCUCUAGGCUGUCCUGAAGGGGACGGACCCCGAAUAGACACUUUUGGCAUUCCGUGGUCUCGGGUCUUUUAAAAGAAACGUGCCUGGAACGUUGACUUGGCCAAAAGCCGUAGACUCGGUCACAACUCCUUAAGCAGCCAUUUGUGGCCGAGAGGAGUUCAGUUGCACAUCGGGGACGACUUCGUAGUAUUGGUCCAAGUUGCAGUUGUCGUGCAUGUCAUGCUUGCUUGCGAUGACCGCCGCAGGACUCAAAGAACCAAUGCACCGU
Messenger RNA from Microdochium trichocladiopsis, 1416 nucleotides. RefSeq names its product lipase. NCBI's taxonomy places the organism in Eukaryota, Fungi, Ascomycota, Sordariomycetes, Xylariales, Microdochiaceae. The record is from RefSeq and is a predicted model, not a curated record. Gene Ontology annotation, molecular function: hydrolase activity. The transcript has a single exon. Bases 100 to 1119 code for a protein of 339 amino acids.